AUGAUCUCGGCAAAAGAUAUAGGAGAACAGAAAUGUAAGACCUUUAUGUCAGAACAAUUAUUAACACGUGAACCAGAUCUGUUUGCAACGCUUAAAGCAACAAAGCUGAACACAUUCUCAACAAUGGAAAGAAAAACUAAAGUAAGAAAAACUAAGACCAUUAAAGGACAAAUUGUUGAGUUGAAGAAUGACCUUAAGUUUGUAUCACGGUUGCUUGCAGUGGGCAAAUCAAGAAACAUUGACAUGAAAGACGUUCUCACCUGUAGUUUUCGAAAAUUCCCAUCACCUAUUGCAACUGUUGAUGGAAAGCUUGUCAAAACACCAAAAUCCAAGUUAAUGCAUGUUCUCGAGAGUCGUGUAGAAGAUCCAGCAAUCGAACAUGUACCAUCUAAUAAUGCUUUGAUAUUGGAUGGAUUGGCUCUUAUUCAGAUGAUGAAACACAUCCCUGAUACCUUUGGGAAGUUGGUUGAGAUCAUACUCGGUAGAAUUUUAUCGUUGGCAUCAAAUUCAAA
Paramuricea clavata is the source of this 512-nucleotide messenger RNA. The record is from the annotation of a GenBank genome assembly. NCBI's taxonomy places the organism in Eukaryota, Metazoa, Cnidaria, Anthozoa, Malacalcyonacea, Plexauridae.